CAAGCCUGUUUUUUCUUCUUUUUCAUUUUCUCUCUCUCUCUCUCCCUCUCACCCGAUUUCACAAACCCAAACCCUAAUUUUCUCGGGACACUGAAAUUUUUACAGCUCCUUUCCUCUUCUUCACCACGAGGGGGAGAUUUGUCGGUGUUGAAUCUAGAGGGUUUAUUUUGUGGGUAUAACAAGGGUGGAGAGGGAAUGGAAUCAGAUCAAGGAAAGCUCUUUAUCGGCGGGAUUUCAUGGGAUACCGACGAGAAUCUUCUGAGAGAGUACUUCAGCAAUUACGGAGAGGUUUUGCAGGUCACUGUUAUGCGAGAGAAGGCUACUGGUCGUCCAAGGGGUUUCGGCUUCGUCGCAUUCUCCGAUCCCGCUGUUAUUGAUAGGGUUCUUCAGGACAAGCACCAUAUCGAUAAUAGAGAUGUUGAUGUGAAGAGAGCAAUGUCUAGAGACGAGCAGAAUCCUGCUGGGAGGCCAGGGAAUUUUAAUGCUUCUAGGAAUUUUGAUAGCGGUGCUAACGUCCGGACCAAGAAGAUAUUCGUGGGAGGUUUGCCUCCUGCAUUAACAUCAGACGAUUUUCGGGCCUAUUUUGAAACUUACGGUCCUGUGAGCGAUGCAGUCAUUAUGAUUGAUCAGACAACACAACGCCCCCGAGGGUUUGGAUUCGUUUCAUUUGACUCUGAAGAUUCUGUUGACCUUGUUUUGCACAAGACUUUCCACGAUUUGAAUGGUAAACAAGUAGAAGUUAAAAGAGCUCUUCCAAAAGACGCUAACCCUGGAGUAGCCAGCGGUGGUGGUCGUGGUAGUGGUGGCUCUGGAGGUUUUCCUGUCUAUGGUGGUUCUGGUGGAAGUGGCUACGAGGGUCGUGUUGAUUCCAGUAGAUACAUGCCGCCUCAAAACGCUGGAAGCGGUUAUGCUCCUUAUGGUGCUUCUGGAUAUGGUACUGGUUAUGGUUAUGGUAGCAACGGUGUAGGUUAUGGGGGUUUUGGAGGGUAUGGGAAUCCAGCUGGUGCGCCUUAUGGGAAUCCUGGUGUACCUGGAGCUGGGUUUGGAAGUGGUCCAAGAAGUUCUUGGGGAGCUCAAGCACCAUCGGGUUAUGGUAAUGUUGGAUAUGGAAAUGCUGCUCCUUGGGGUGGUUCUGGUCCUGGUUCAGCAGUGAUGGGUCAAGGAGGUGCAUCUGCAGGUUAUGGCAGUCAAGGUUAUGGCUAUGGUGGAAAUGAUUCCUCUUAUGGGACUCCAUCUGGUUAUGGUGCAGUUGGUGGACGGUCUGGUAGUAUACCAAACAGCCAUGGUGGUGGAUAUGCUGAUGCUUCAGAUGGUUCUGGAGGGUAUGGGAAUCACCAAGGGAACGGGCAAGCUGGUUAUGGUGGAGGUUAUGGAAGUGGUAGGCAAGCUCAACAACAGUGAUUGAGGAAUGAAGACUAGUACGAUGUGGUUUUAUCACUGACCUUGGAAACCUCCUCUUUCUGGUCUAAUGAUGCCACUUCGGGGGCGGUUUGACCCAGGAGGUUGACCUACGCUGGAUUUAUCUCUUUUGUUAGUUUCUCAAUAAGUUGUUUUUCAGGCACUGUGGAUGCUGAGUCGUGCUUAGUAUUUCCUAUGAAGUUGUAGUUUUUUUUUUCAGUUUGCGUGCUUAUUUAUAUUUGUCGCUUUUUGGAAUGGUUUUCUUUCUCUAUCCUAGUGUUUGUGUUUAACAUUAACUCCUCCAGGCUCCAGAUUAUCAUAAUUCAUCUUUUCUUUGCUGCA
Messenger RNA from Eutrema salsugineum, 1740 nucleotides. RefSeq names its product heterogeneous nuclear ribonucleoprotein 1. The transcript has 2 exons. The record is from RefSeq and is a predicted model, not a curated record. Gene Ontology annotation, molecular function: RNA binding. Lineage: Eukaryota; Viridiplantae; Streptophyta; Magnoliopsida; Brassicales; Brassicaceae. Bases 196 to 1401 code for a protein of 401 amino acids.